GAGGUCAAGUAUUAUAUGGCACAUUUAUGUAAAGGCGUAGUUAAAAGGUAUGAAUUACCGGGUUGUAAUGGAUUAAAUUUCGUAUUAACUAAAAGUUUAGGAGGGGGAGGAUUGAGUACUUUAAAUACUGAUAGACAGGGGAAAACAUACGCUCAAAUGCUGCUUAGUUAUGAACUAGAUGUUCCUUCGAAUUG
Messenger RNA from Funneliformis caledonium, 194 nucleotides. NCBI's taxonomy places the organism in Eukaryota, Fungi, Glomeromycota, Glomeromycetes, Glomerales, Glomeraceae. The record is from the annotation of a GenBank genome assembly.